GCUGAAUCAUUGGACACACCUGGCUUUGAACCGAAGCUAAGGAAGAUUGACAUUCAGAAGUCCUGGGGAGGAGGAAAGAAAGAGAGUUAAUUAUUGUUAGCCCGUGUGUUGUAUCGCCUCCAAGGAGACUCUCUGUAAACCAGACAUUUCCGGGAUCUCAAGCUGGACGUCGACGAGAAGAUAAUGGCAAUACAUCCUCGCAGGGUGCGUUUGAAACCUUGGCUGGUGGCCCAAGUGGACAGUGGCCUUUUCCCAGGUCUAGUUUGGCUGCAUCGGGAAAAUAAACGUUUCCAAAUCCCUUGGAAACAUGCAACUCGUCACAGCCCCCCUCAAGAAGAAGAAAACACUAUUUUCAAGGCAUGGGCAGUAGAAACUGGAAAGUACCAAGAAGGGAUUGAUGAACCAGAUCCAGCCAAGUGGAAAGCACAGCUUCGUUGUGCACUUAACAAAAGUCGUGAAUUUAACCUAAUUUAUGAUGGAACCAAAGAGGUUCCGAUGAAUCCUCUUAAGAUAUAUGAAGUGUGUGAUAUCCCACAGAGCGGCAGUACACCCAGCAAUCCAGGAUCUGUACCAUGGGAAGAAAAUGAUGUAGAUUUGGAAGAUGAAGAGGAGGAUGACUUGAGCUCUUCUCAACCUCAAGUUAAAAUGCAAGAAAGCUUUCCAUUUCUCAACUUGAAUGACUCUCCGAUGGCCCCAGCAAAUGUGACCAGUUGUUCUCCCAAUGAGUGGAUAAAGACAGAACCAGAACAGAUCUUGCAGGUCGAUCCACACUUACCAGCAGAGAUAUUCAGCACUCCAGAAACAUGGAUCAGCUCACUGCCAAUGACAGACCUGGAGAUCCAGUUCCAGUACAGAGGCAAAGAAUUGGGACCAGCCUUAAAUGUCAGCAAUCCACAAGGAUGCCGUCUCUUUUAUGGGGAUCUAGGUCCAAUGCCAAACCAGGAGGAAUUAUUUGGUCCAGUUUCCCUUGAACAAGUGAAAUUUCCUGGAACAGACCAUAUCUCAAAUGAAAAGCAACGUCUCUUUACAAACCGUCUACUGGAUGUGAUGGAUCGAGGACUGAUACUGGAAGUGAGUGGUCAUGCAAUCUAUGCCAUCCGCCUGUGUCAGUGUAAGGUGUACUGGUCAGGACCCUGUGCAAGUGGAACUACUACCCCACAUGUCAUAGAACGACAGAAGAAAGUCAAACUCUUUUGUUUGGAAACUUUCCUAAGUGAUCUGAUUGAUCUUCAAAGAGGACAGAGUAACAAAGUACCACCAUUUGAGAUUUACCUGUGCUUUGGGGAAGAGUGGCCUGAUGGCAAACCGAAGGAAAGAAAACUAAUAAUGGUGCAGGUUGUGCCAGUUGUUGCACGGAUGAUUUACGAGAUGUUCAACGGUGAAUUUACACGUUCUUUUGACAGUGGCAGUAUUAGGCUGCAAAUCUCAACCCCAGAUAUUAAAGAUAAUAUUGUGACUCACCUGAAGCAGCUGUACCACCUCUUACAAACAAACCAAGGACAUGAGCCAUGGCAAAUUCAACCUCCAAACCUGCACAUGGCACAACCCCUGCCAACCCAGUGACAUAUGGUUUCAUUCUAACCACUAGAACUUUUAACUGUAGGUGAAAAUUCCUCUAAAAUAUUGAUUACUUUUUCAUGUGGUUAAUAUGCUUGCUCACACUAUUGGUACCAUAGAAGACCAUGAAUGUUAUGUUGUAACUUAUGGAAUUGAGUUUUAUUAAAGAAAUUAAGCUCUAUAUAGUCUCAUCUAAUGAGCUUUUGUUUCCCAAAAGCCCAGUCUCAGCCUAUAGUUAUAAACAAAAUGCUGAACUCUGGAGAUUGGAGAUGGUUUAUAGCAAUUUAAUCCCAAUGUUUGCAAUAGGAUCUAAUUUUCAAAUCCAUUUCCAAUAUUGUAGAGAGAAUUUGCAAAAGGUGCUACAAAAAUGCAACCUAAGGAUGUCCCUAAAUGUUUUACAGCCAAAGUAGUACUUUUGAAGUGUAACUGCUUUCGUAAUUUAGGAGGUCUUAGUACUCCUACUGUUCAGCUGUAGACUUUUUUAGGGCACUGAAAUUGUCCAAUAAAGGCUUAUUUUUGGGCUGUAGA
Molecule: messenger RNA, 2085 nt
Organism: Carcharodon carcharias (great white shark)
Lineage: Eukaryota; Metazoa; Chordata; Chondrichthyes; Lamniformes; Lamnidae
Gene: irf6
Product: interferon regulatory factor 6
Exons: 10
Coding region: 184-1563 (459 amino acids)
Biological process (GO): immune system process; regulation of transcription by RNA polymerase II
Cellular component (GO): nucleus
Molecular function (GO): DNA-binding transcription factor activity, RNA polymerase II-specific; RNA polymerase II cis-regulatory region sequence-specific DNA binding; protein binding
Source: RefSeq, a predicted model, not a curated record